Grammomys surdaster is the source of this 2096-nucleotide messenger RNA. RefSeq names its product SPRY domain containing 7 (gene Spryd7). The transcript is spliced from 4 exons. Bases 67 to 558 code for a protein of 163 amino acids. Gene Ontology annotation, molecular function: protein binding. The record is from RefSeq and is a predicted model, not a curated record. Lineage: Eukaryota; Metazoa; Chordata; Mammalia; Rodentia; Muridae.
UGCGAAGCUCCCGCGACCCAGAAGCACUCGGGCGCGGGCGGAGCGGCGGGGCUGUGUAGCUGCGCCAUGGCCGCGUCGGCGUGGUGCUGCCUGCGCUGCUGCAGGGACGGCGGCACUGGCCACAUUCCUCUCAAGGAGAUGCCGGCCGUCCAGUUGGACACACAGCACAUGGGAACAGAUGUUGUCAUCGUGAAAAAUGGAAGAAGAAUCUGUGGCACCGGUGGUUGUUUAGCCAGCGCGCCCUUACAUCAGAACAAAAGCUACUUCGAGUUCAAAAUCCAGUCUACCGGAAUCUGGGGUAUAGGUGUUGCAACUCAGAAAGUUAACUUGAACCAGAUCCCUCUUGGCCGAGACACACAUAGCCUGGUGAUGAGAAAUGACGGAGCCCUGUACCACAACAACGAAGAGAAGAACAGGCUGCCGGCAAACAGCCUUCCUCAGGAGGGAGAUGUGGUGUUGAUGACAGUGCAAUUCUGGAUUGCCAGUUCAGUGAAUUUUAUCAUACUCCUCCACCUGGUUUUGAAAAAAUACUAUUUGAGCAGCAGAUCUUCUGAAUGAGUUUGUUUUCAAAACUUAGACUUCUGCACCAUCCCACAAGCACUUACCACUUAAUAAAGCUCCCCUUCACCUAGAAACAAAAACACAUGCUGAACAGCGAGCUUCUUCUUGUUGUCUAAGAAACCCAUGUAUUCAUUAUACCAUGCUGAGGUUUGAUUUAAAAGAUCUAGGCAAUUUAUUUAAUCUUAUUUAAACAAAUAAACCAUGGGUUUGAUUAACAGUAUUAUGUGGUAACAUGUAUAUAAAUAUUUAAAGGGAAUUUUUUUCUUAUAUAAAGUAUUUGUUUGACAGUGAUGUGUAAUUGAGUGAUUAUUAUUUUUUGUCAUCUUGAACUUGAGUUAUCAUAGUCUGUAAUCCAAUAAUUUGUGUUUCCUUGUCCUUUUUGAUAAAGUGAAAUGGCAGAAAUUUACAUACCUGGCAGCUUAGUUUUGCUGAUAUACUUCCUCUGUUCAUGGACUACUUUUCUUAAAACUGAAACUGCUUCUUUUGUUGUGUUGUAUCCCUGCUUUCUGUUUCCUUUUUGAAAGAUGAGAAAGUUAUCAGAUCAUCUUGUUGAAGACCAUCAAGAUGAGCAAGUGGUCAUUGCACGUAGUACACUGGCAGACAUCUGUAAGAGUUAUGAUGCUUUAAAUAUAAAUAAGCCAAGUGUGAAGGCACACACCUUUAUUCCCAGUGUUUGGGAGGCAAAGUCAUGUAGAUUUCUGUGAGUUUGAGGCUAGCUUAGUCUCUAUAGUGAGUAUUAUAGAAGUACCAGGACAACCUGGGCUGUGUAGGGAGAACCUGUCAAAAAAAAAAAAAAUCUUAACUGUUUGCUAUAAGGAAUAACAAAAAUGUAUCCAGUAUUGUAUUUAAAACAUUCUUCCUGUUUUGUUAAUUAUAUGGUAAUAAUUAUAGAAAUUUUGAGACAAGUGAGUCCUGAUGGUCCUGAGCCUUUGGUCUUCUUAAGUCACUGUCUAUUAACAACCUAAGUUAAUCAUGUCUUCAGACAGUUGCACUCUUUUUCUCAAAUAAGCAUAGUCAGGAUUCAUCACAACAAGUUGUAUGGCGUGUGGGGCAAGGAAAACAUGGGCACUAGGAUUUGGAGAACAGUUGCCCAGUGUCCUUGUGUCUUCUGCUGAGUUCAUCAGAGUUCACCUUACACCAAGGGCAAUCAUACUGACAUGCUGAGAGCCUAUGACUAGUUGAUGGUGUGUGAGAAAUGCUUUCAUUAUCAGCACUUAAUAAACAAAGCCACAUUUGUUGUGAAGUAGUGGUGUUCAUGAUGUCUUAGACCAGCAGGAUCACUGGGGAGCUCAUUAGAAUAGAGGACAGUCUUAGACCCAGCCCAGACUUCUGAAGCAGAGACUUAGGGGUACCUUCUGAAACCUGUGCAUCCUAGGUUUGAAAGGGAUUGCAUGAUGUAAAAUGUCUUGGGAUUUAAGGCAGGCUGGUUUUAAUCCCAACUAUGGAAUGCUGUACAAUCCAUAUGUUAUGUAAUAGACAAACAUUUGGUAAUGUGCUUUGCAAACAUUUACAUAAACCCACAUUUUACCUCUGAA